Rhizophagus irregularis DAOM 181602=DAOM 197198 is the source of this 828-nucleotide messenger RNA. The record is from RefSeq and is a predicted model, not a curated record. Lineage: Eukaryota; Fungi; Glomeromycota; Glomeromycetes; Glomerales; Glomeraceae.
UUUACACUCCAUGCACACAUUUUAAGUAUUUCUGGUGAUAUCCCAGCACUUUCCAAAGUAAUGUAUACAACAGGACAUAAUUCAUAUAAAGCAUGCCGAUUUUGCUCUAUUCGUGGAAUAUAUUGUCAAGGAAAUCGACAUGUAUAUUUUCCACUUAAACCUCCAAUGAAUAUGUCAGGAUGUCAGUAUAAUUCUGAAAACCUUCCGCUGAGAACACAUGAAGAUUAUAUACGUGAUGUUACUGUUGUAAAAAAUGCAUCUGGAUCAUCACGUAAACGUGAAAUACAAGAUCGAGGGGUAAAUGGCCGCAGCAUCUUAUUUGAAUUAAACUCAAUUAGAUUUCCUGUAUCUUUUCCUGUUGAUAUUAUGCAUGGGUUGUUUGAAAAUGUUGCACCAGCAAUGCUUCGGCAUUGGUCUGGCAUUUUUUUCAAAGAUGAUCAAGACUUUGAUUCUAAUUAUAUCAUUCCUAAUAAAGAUUGGACAGAAAUAGGAAAAACAAUGGAAAAAAAUCGAAAAAAUAUGCCAUUUGAUUUUGGUCGUCCACCUAUUAAUAUUCAGCAACAUUCAGCUGGAUUUAAGGCAGAAGACUGGAUGAAUUGGGUGGUAUUAUAUUCACUUCCACUUUUACAAAGCUAUCUUCCAGAAAGGCAUUUAAAUGGAUGGGCAAAAUUCGUACAUGCAACAAAGCUUUGCCUUAAACAUAUUAUCAGUAUGGAAGAAUUAACAGAAAUUAGAAGGUUAUUUUGUGAAUUUAUCACGUAUUAUGAAAAGUACUGUAUGCUUUCAUAUCCAUUUAUCCGUAACUUUGACAUUAAAUUAUAUAUUUAA